GAAGCGGCGCCAGGCGGCGGCGGCCGGGCGGGAGCCUGAGCCCCGGAGUCCCCGGGACCCCCGGCACCCCCCGCGACCCCCGGACACAGCCCAGGACAUGGUGCAGGGUGAAGAGCACAAUUGAAGACGCUGCCACCACUCACUCCACAGCCUGUCCCACCCUCCUGAGGACUCCAUGAGGCAGGACACGGGCUGAUGCUCUCACCCCACCAUGGAUGGGGGGAACAGCUUCCCACAGCACCAGCAGCCGGGCGAUGCCGUCCGCGGCGUCCCCGGCCUCCGCUCCCAGCUCGCCGUGCCCAAUGUGGAGAAUUCCAUGCUGGCCGCCGACUCGUGGAGUAGCUGCUACCCAGUCCCUUUCCCAACCUCAUCUUUCCCAAGUGAAAACCAGCAAUAUUUUAGCCCCCCUCAGGAUUUUUAUAUGGAUUCCAUCAGCAGACCACAUUUCUUGGAUACAAACUAUGCAGCUGUGGACCCCACUGACUUCUUACCAAAAAAUGGGGAUUUUCCUCAGGAUUCUUCAUACCUCAAUGAGCUCUCUAACAACAACUCCCUGUUCUCAUCCCCUGCGGAUUCCCUCUCGGACAUCGUGGAUGCCAAGGACUUCCUGCCCGCCGACAGCCUGAGCCACGUGCCAACGCUGUGGGAUGUGAACACACCUCAGCAGAACCAGAUCGAGCUGUUCUCACCCAGCACACCAUUCCCUGGCCUGAACAGCUCCAGUGACCACGUUCCUGCUGUCCCCAGCACCCCACUCCUCAUCAGCUACCAGUCUCAGGCUCCUGCAGAGGAGGAAGAUGAAGGUGAGGAGGAGGAAACAGAAGAGUUGGGGCAGACGGAGACGUAUGCAGAAUAUAUCCCUUCAAAGUCCAAGAUUGGGAAGCACCAUCCUGACCUGGUGGUUGAGACGAGCACCCUGUCCAGUGUCCCCCCCCCUGACAUUACCUACAGCCUUUCCCUGCCCAGCUCCGUGGCUGACAAAGGCUCCCUGUCUGCACUACAGCUGGAAGCCAUCAUCUACGCCUGCCAGCAACAUGAAGUUUUAUUGCCCAACGGGCAGCGAGCUGGGUUUCUGAUCGGGGACGGUGCUGGAGUCGGGAAGGGCAGGACUGUUGCAGGCAUCAUCUUUGAAAAUUAUCUUAAAGGGAGGAAAAAAGCUCUGUGGUUCAGCGUCUCCAAUGAUCUCAAGUACGAUGCUGAGAGAGACCUGAAGGACAUCGAGGCCUCCCACAUUCCUGUGCAUGCUCUGAACAAGAUUAAAUAUGGUGACACAGCUACCUCAGAAGGAGUCCUCUUUGCCACCUACUCGGCGCUGAUCGGUGAAAGCCAGGCCGGGGGACAGCACAGGACGCGCUUAAAACAGAUUUUGGAGUGGUGCAGGGAAAACUUUGAGGGAGUUAUUGUGUUUGAUGAAUGCCACAAAGCCAAAAACGCCAGCUCUACCAAAAUGGGCAAAGCAGUGCUGGACCUGCAGAACAAGCUGCCUCGAGCAAGGGUUGUCUAUGCCAGUGCCACAGGUGCCUCAGAGCCAAAAAACAUGAUUUACAUGAGCCGCCUGGGGAUCUGGGGGGAGGGAACCCCGUUCCGAGCCUUCGAUGAGUUCCUGCACGCCAUUGAGAAGAGGGGAGUUGGCGCGAUGGAGAUCGUGGCCAUGGACAUGAAGGUCAGUGGGAUGUACAUUGCUCGGCAGCUCAGCUUCACUGGGGUGACCUUCAGGAUUGAGGAGAUCCCUCUGGAUGAGAAGUACAAGGCUGUCUACGACAAGGCAGCCAAGCUGUGGGCAGAGGCCUUGAUGGUGUUCCAGCAGGCAGCUGACUGCAUCGGCCUGGAGUCUCGCAAGUCCCUGUGGGGUCAGUUCUGGUCGGCUCACCAGCGCUUCUUCAAGUACCUGUGCAUCGCCGCCAAGGUGCGGCGCCUCGUGGAGCUGGCCCGGGAGGAGCUGGCCAGGGACAAGUGCAUUGUCAUCGGCCUGCAGUCCACGGGGGAGGCUCGCACCAGGGAGGUCCUGGACGAGAACGAUGGGCACCUCAACUGCUUUGUCUCUGCUGCAGAAGGCGUCUUUCUAUCACUAAUUCAGAAGCACUUUCCUUCAAACAAAAGAAAGAGAGAAAAAGGAACUGGCAUUAAAAGAAAACGGCGUCCCAGGGGCCGCUGCCCCAAGGCUCUGCGGGGUCCCUGUGACCAAGGGGUUGUCAUCAAGAUCAGCGAUGACAGCAGCACCGACUCGGACAUGGGGCUGGACAGCGACCUCACCUCGUCCCCAGAGUCCCUGUUGGAGACAGAUGAUGUCAUCUUCGUGGAUCACACCUUCAGCGAGGACAGGGGUGGUUUCCACAUGCUGCCUUCCCAGAAAGAGCUGCACGGCCUGAGAGAGCUGAAGGUCGAAAAGAUGAAACAGGACCUCCUAGCAAAAGUGAAAGCACUGGGCAAAGAGCUACCUCUCAACACCUUGGAUCAACUGAUUGAUUAUUUUGGGGGCCCAGAGAAUGUAGCUGAGAUGACAGGCAGGAAGGGACGGGUGGUUCGCAGGCCCGACGGCUCCGUCGUGUUCGAGUCGCGCGCCGAGCAAGGGCUCUCCAUAGACCACGUCAACCUGAAGGAGAAGGAGCGUUUCAUGCAGGGGGAAAAGCUCGUGGCGAUAAUCUCAGAGGCCUCCAGCUCAGGGAUCUCCCUCCAAGCAGACAGACGGGUGAAGAACCAGAAGCGCCGGGUGCACAUGACCCUGGAGCUGCCCUGGAGUGCAGACCGGGCCAUCCAGCAGUUUGGCCGAACACAUCGAUCCAACCAGGUCUCUGCUCCCGAGUACGUGUUCCUCAUCUCAGAGCUGGCAGGGGAGAGGAGGUUUGCAUCCAUCGUGGCAAAACGCCUGGAGAGCCUGGGUGCCUUAACUCACGGGGACCGACGGGCCACCGAGUCCCGAGACCUCAGCAAGUACAACUUCGAGAACAAGUACGGGGCCAAAGCCCUGGACAAGGUCCUGUCCACGAUCCUCAACCACUCAGAGAGCAGGGUUCCUGUGCCCAGGAGCUACGAGAGAGGGGAAGACAACUUUUUCCGUGAAAUGAAGCAAGGGCUCAUCUCUGUGGGCAUCUGCUGCAGCCAGAUGAAGUAUGGCACUGUCUCCGUGGAGAAGGACUGCUCCAUCACCAAAUUCCUGAACCGCAUCCUGGGCCUGGAGGUGGACAAGCAGAACAUGCUCUUCCAGUAUUUUUCUGACACCUUUGACUACCUGAUUGAGAAGGACAAGAAGGAGGGCAAAUAUGACAUGGGCAUCCUUGAUUUAGCCCCAGGAGUGGAUGAGAUCUACGAGGAGAGCAAGGAGGUUUUCCUGACCCCAGGGCACCCGCAGGACGGGCAGGUUGUGUUCUACAAGAUCAGCGUUGACAGAGGCUUAAAGUGGGAGGAAGCCUAUGAGAAGUCGCUCAAACUGACAGGAACCUAUGAUGGGUUCUACCUCUCCUACAAGGUGCGAGGCAACAAAUACACCUGUCUGCUGGCAGAGCAGUGCCGUGGGAAGAACUUCAUCCUCUACAAGCCAAAUAUUGGGAAGCAAAGCCAGCUUGAGAGCCUGGACAGUCUGCAGAAGAAGUACAGACAGGUGCUGCCUGAGGAGGCCAAGGAGCACUGGGAGAACAGCUACCACUUCUCCUUGAAGAACUGUAACCACGCAGUGUGGAACAAGAGCUGCAAGCUGAUCCAGGAGGGGAAGGAAUGCUUCCAGGGCAUGCGCCUGAGGCACUAUUACAUGCUGUGUGGGGCCCUGCUGCGCGUGUGGAGCAGGAUCGCCGGCGUCAUGGCAGACAUCACCAGCAGCAGCUACCUGCAGAUCGUGCGCCUCAAGACCAAGGAGAAGAAGAAACAAGUUGGGAUAAAGAUCCCCGAGAGCUGCGUGCACAGGGUGCGGGAGGAGCUGAAGCAGAUGGACGAGGACGUGAAGAGGAAGCAGAGCCGGCUGCUCCAGGCCCAGGAGCAGAGCUCACCCUUCUCCCUGCCACUGAACCUCCUGCCAGUGCCCGGGCUGCCCCUGCCCUCCCUGUGCCAGGACGAGAUCCUGGACUUGACCUACAGCCCUCCCAGCAACAGCAUUCCUGACUUGGUGUUGAACCCCGAGACCAGAGCGCUCUGCUUCUCCUCGGAGCCCCCCGUGCAGCCCCAGCAGCCCCCCCAGCAGCAGCACAGGUUGUCCUUUGGCUUUGGCCACGCUCCUGGCCUGGAGGGCAGCACAGCCCCCGGCCCCUCACUGCACGAGCCCCCUGUCCUGCCCCCCCCAGCCCCCCUGCAGCAGCCACAGGAGGAUUUUCUCCAGCAAGACGGGAAUAUCAAUUUUAGAGAGAUCCUGGAGGACAUGCUGAGGACGUUGAACGAGCCCUCCCAGGAGAACAUGCUCCCUGCAGAGCGCCAGAGCGUGAUCCAGUUCACUGGGCCUUUCUCAGGCUUCUGAGUGCCAGCUGGGAAUGCUGCUGUGGAUCUGUGUUCUCUGGUGCAGAGGUGAGAGCUGAGGAGCCCAGACUUUUCUACUGGUUUGGACUGACUCUGCUCUGGUUUUGAGGGAAGAAAGAGCCUGGAGUUCCUCAAAGUGAAUUUUAUUUAUAUCUAAUAUCUAGUCAGGCAUGUGCAGGUGUGUAUGGAACGUGCCCAGGGGGGGCUGAGCAGGUCCUGCUGGGCUGAGGGGCUCUGCUGGGUUGAGUCCUGCUCACAGGUCAGUGCUCAGGUGGAUUGAGGGGAGACCCCUCCUGUGCCCACCCCCUGCAGACUACUGAGUGUCCGAGCCUUCUCCAGCCCAGGAGGGUCAUGGCCAGGCUCUGGAAUGACCACAUGCUGGUCAGUUAGGGAAGAAUGGGAGUUCAGCCCCCAGCUUGGGCUGCCCCAGCGCUGCUGCAGACCCUGGGGCUGUGCUGGCAGGCUGGGAUGAAGGGGAAGGGAAUGUUGUCCCAGAGGAGCUGGGAGAUGCUGAGCUCAGAUGUCCUCUGGCAGGGCUGAGCGGGUGUAGUGUGAGAUCCAAAACUGUUUGUGCUGCCCUUGCCAGGAAGGGACCUUGAGCUGCCUGAGCUGGCUGCACCCCACAGACAGAGCUGGAGUCUGUCAGAGCUCAGCCACGCCAGGAUCAGCAGGAUUCUCCAGAGCAGAAGGGACACAUGUCCCUUUGUCCUGCACUUUAACCUCACCAGGUCGCCGUGACCAGAUGUGCUUUGGCCAGUUUCCUGCUGUCACAUGUUGUCCCUUCACCUGGACAUCUCGCUGGUCCUGCCACUGCCCUGGUCCAGGGGUCUGGGUCAGGGCAGCCCAGCCGGGUUGUGCAGCGUCAUUGUCACUGCUGGGGUGUGUAGUAUCUUUGCACUGACCAGGAUGUGCAGAGUGACUGUUCAGGGUGUGCAGUGUCAGUGUCACUGUCUGAAAUAUGCAGUGUUAUUGUCACUGCCCAGGAUGUGCAGUGUCAGUGUCACUGGUCAGGGUGUGCAGUGUCACUGUCACCACCCGGGAUUUGCAGUUUGGCUGCUCCUGCUGCAACCUCCCCCUCGGAUACCAAAGAACAAAGGCUGCUUUGCAAAGCACUGCCCCACCCCCUGCUGCCUCCACGCCAGGACAGAGGGCAUCAAAGCCUUUCCCAAAAGUGGCACCAGGAUGAUUUCAGGCAAGAGCCUGGGCCCUUCCCCAGAGAGCCCUUGGGGAAGGGGGCACUCUAUGCCCUAACAGGGCAGUUUUGAGGGGGCUGGAGCUUCACAGUGCCUGGUGGUGUCACCCCCAUGUCCCCCCAGGGCUCAGGGGCUGGCCCAGUGCCCGUUUGGUGCUGGGAAUUGCUCUGGGUCUGUGUCCAGGUGUUGUGCUCUGGCUGUGGCAGGAGCUGACCCCCAACACCCAAGGUCACAGACCUGCCCUGGUGUCACGCACAGGUGGGCUCAGUUUGAGGCUACUCUGGUCCCUGAAUUUCGUUUUGGGGGGCCUGUCCUUACCCCCCUCCCUAGCUUAGCACCAGCCCAGGCUCAAUCCCUGCAGUCGGGGCCACAUUUCACCUCCUUACCUCAACGUGAUCACCAAAGAUGGGGGAGCCCCCUGUGCCCCCCAAAGCCCUGCUGCUGCCCCGGGGGCUCCUGCUCUCCCCCAGCUCUGCUUCUCUCCACCCCAGCAGCCUUUCCCCGGGCCAGGCAGAGCCAGGCUGCCCCUCUCCACACCCUCCCCCUAUUUAAAGCACUGCUCGCUUGGGGCCGAAUUCCCAACAAUGAGGGAAAAGGACGCCGGGAAAACCCAGCUCAAAGAGGUUUAAACUCAGGAAUAGCGAGGGGGAAUUCCCUGCUGGGCACCCUCUGCUGUCACCGGAGCCUUACCUGGUGGCUUUGACCUUAACUUUUAAAUAUAUGCAAUCUUCCCUCCCUGGUCUCUGGAAAGACAGAGACCACCUGCAAGGAAUCCCUUUCCUGCCCCAAUCCCAUGUUUUGUCAGGGUUAAUAAUAUGUAAUGUUACCUUUUAACUAAAUUAUUCUGCAGUUGUCCUACUGAUUGUAUUUUUAAUGAGUCCCUGUUUUCUUCCCUGACACCUUUGUGUUGGCACUUUUUAAUCUGCUUGUUGUUUGCCCUUGUUUCUAUGUAUAUUUAUAAUUAAGUUGUACAUAUGUAAAGAGAUUUUUUUAGAGUAUGUGCCUUGGACUAAUAAUUUCUGAAUUUUC
This is a messenger RNA of Agelaius phoeniceus (red-winged blackbird), 6662 nucleotides long. RefSeq names its product strawberry notch homolog 2 (gene SBNO2). The record is from RefSeq and is a predicted model, not a curated record. NCBI's taxonomy places the organism in Eukaryota, Metazoa, Chordata, Aves, Passeriformes, Icteridae. Gene Ontology annotation, molecular function: chromatin DNA binding; histone binding. Gene Ontology annotation, cellular component: nucleus. Gene Ontology annotation, biological process: cellular response to interleukin-6; regulation of inflammatory response; positive regulation of transcription by RNA polymerase II.